Molecule: messenger RNA, 2307 nt
Organism: Hibiscus syriacus
Lineage: Eukaryota; Viridiplantae; Streptophyta; Magnoliopsida; Malvales; Malvaceae
Product: probable LRR receptor-like serine/threonine-protein kinase At1g56130
Exons: 19
Coding region: 127-2118 (663 amino acids)
Molecular function (GO): protein binding
Source: RefSeq, a predicted model, not a curated record
AUCUCUUUCUCCUUCAUUUCUUUUUCUUUCCUUUGUAAAUUGUAUGGCCGGCCUUAAUUUUAAUCCAUCAUUUUCUCCUUACAUUUCCCAUCACCUGUACUCGGACUAAGAGUGUGUGUAUAUAUUAUGCCUCAGUUCAUACAUGUUUUGUACUGCUACUCGGUCAUGGGGUUCCUCAGCUUUACUCUGCUGAUUCUUGGGCUGCUUCAGCUUGUUUCUGCACAACAAACCACUGAUCCAAAUGAAGUGGCUGCCCUUAGAAGUAUCAUAAGUUACUGGAACCUGGGGAGCAAGAUCAAUCUAACAAUGGAUCCUUGCAACCAAACUGCACCAUGGGCCACUGAGGAUUCUAACCCUCGUGUUGCCUGUGACUGCACCAGCAAUCCAUGCCACAUCACUCAUUUGAAGAUUUAUGCUUUGGAUAUCAAGGGUGAGAUACCCAAAAAGUUGUUUGAGCUUAAGGAGUUAAUGGACUUGAACCUCGGUCAGAAUGUGUUGAAAGGUUCCGUUCCGGCUGAAAUCGGACAACUAUCAAAGAUGCAAUACCUUAGCUUAGGCAUAAACAAUUUAACAGGAGCAGUGCCUUCAGAGCUUGGCAAUUUAACACAGUUGCUUUCACUGAGUUUUAGCUCAAACAAUUUCAUUGGACCAUUGCCCAAAGAGCUUGGAAAUUUGACAUCCUUACAGCAGCUGUAUAUUGAUAGCAGUGGAGUGAGUGGACCAAUACCUGAAGAAUUUGCCAAUUUAAAAGCCCUUCAGAUUCUCUGGGCUUCUGAUAACCUCUUAACUGGGAAACUGCCAGAAUAUUUUGGGACCUUCACAGAAUUCAGAGACAUGAGACUCCAAGGAACAUCUCUCGAAGGUCCAAUACCGAGCAGCUUUUCCGCUCUAACAAAACUUGAAGAUCUGAGAAUUGGUGAUCUAAGAGGGGAAGAUUCAUCCCUUGAUUUUCUGGACAACCAAACAAGUUUGUCAACACUAUCUUUGAGAAAUUGUCACUUGUCGGGACAAAUUCCGGAACGUCUUGGAAAAUUCACCAAGUUGAAAUACUUGGACCUGAGUUUCAAUGAGUUGACAGGUCGAAUACCAACCUCUUUCCGGGGAUUCUCUUCGUUACAGUUCUUGUAUCUUGGAGACAACAACUUGAGUGGGGAGUUGCCUGAAGAUAUCUUAACUCCGGAGCUCAUUGCACUGGAUGUUUCAUUCAAUCCCCUUUCUGGAAAUUUACCGCCACAAUCCUCUACAACGAAAUCGAUAAAUGUUAUUGGAACUUCUAUCAAUACAAAUGGAUUACAGGACAAUAAGGCUUCUGGGAUGUUGGACUGCCUCCAAGGCCAAACCAAGUGCAAAAAUAAGGGCUCAUCCACUUCAUUUUCAAUCAAGAGUGGAGGCACAGCUCAAACUUCUGCGUCCGGUAUCAAAUUCGACGACGACUCCGAAACACUCGGAUCUGCCUCGUUGUAUACAAGUACCAACGAUCGAUGGGCAGUAAGCAGUACUGGGAAUUUCAUUUCGAACCCGAACGGAAACCGGUAUACGGCAAUGACGGAUUCUCAGAUCACGGGAACUUUAGACUCAGAGCUGUAUAAGACCUCAAGGGUUUCACCUAGUUCUUUGAGGUACUAUGGCCUUGGUCUAAAAAAUGGAAAAUAUAGCGUUGAACUUCAUUUUGCAGAGAUAGAAAUGGAUGACUCAUUGUCUUGGAGAGGUCUUGGUAGACGCUUAUUUGAUGUUUAUGUUCAGGGUGUGAAAGUUCUUGAAGAUUUCAAUAUCCAGAAAGAGGCUGGUGGAUCAGAAAAGGCAUUGGUAAGAACAUUUGAGACAAAUGUGACAAACACAAUAAUGGAGAUUCACUUCUUCUGGGCUGGGAAAGGCACUUGCUGUAUUCCAUAUCAGAGCACAUAUGGCCCCUUGGUAUCCGCAAUACAUGCAUCCCAAGUGUCCGAAGCUGCCGGUGUCUCUUCGAACAACAAACACGUCGGACGAAUCGUCGGGAUCAUAGUCGGGGUUACCGCCGGGGUCGUGAUACUGUCUUCCGUAUUGUACUUAUGGUGGAAGAAGGAUCCACAGGGUCAUAUGAGAGUUUUAAGAGAUUCACCAAAGAAGCCAUUAAAGUAGUCACGUUGUGUUGUGCAUUUACCUAAUGGAAUAACUAGAUACCAUGUCCAUGUUACAUAAAUGGAUGGUUGAAGACAAUGUCCAUUAGAUUUAAAUUAUGUAAUCGCUGUCUUUCUUUCAACUAGCUUAGCCCACUGUUGUGUAAUUUAUGAAUAAAAAAGUGGGUUUUUUUUGUGGUUUUCUCAUUAC